UCUGGACAGGACCAGGGCUUACACCAGAGAGAGGAAUCAGCCUUUGGAACUGACCUUCAGAGCUCUGCUGAAAAGCCCUCCAGCACCAUGCCUUACAACUUCUGCCUUCCCAACCUGAGCUGCCGCUCCACCUGCUGCUCCCGGCCCUGCGUGCCCCCCAGCUGCCACACCUGCACCCUGCCCGGGGCCUGCAACAUCCCCGCCAACGUGGGCAACUGUGGCUGGUUCUGCGAGGGCUCCUUCAAUGGCAGCGAGAAGGAGACCAUGCAGUUCCUGAACGACCGCCUGGCCAGCUACCUGGAGAAGGUGCGCCAGCUGGAGCGGGAGAACGCGGAGCUGGAGACCAGGAUCCGGGAGUGGUGCCAGCAGCAGGUGCCCUUCGUGUGCCCCAGCUACCAGUCCUACUUCCGGACCAUCGAGGAGCUCCAGCAGAAGAUCCUGUGCAGCAAGUCUGAGAACGCCAGGCUGGUGGUGCAGAUCGAUAAUGCCAAACUGGCUGCGGAUGACUUCAGAACCAAGUAUGAGACGGAGAUGGGCUUGAGGCAGCUGGUGGAGUCAGACAUCAACGGCCUGCGCAGGAUCCUGGAUGAGCUGACUCUGUGCAAGUCCGAUCUGGAGGCCCAGGUGGAGUCCCUGAAGGAGGAGCUGCUGAGCCUCAAGCAGAACCAUGAGCAGGAAGUCAACACCCUGCGCUGCCAGAUCGGAGACCGCCUCAACGUGGAGGUGGACGCGGCCCCCACCGUGGACCUGAACCGCGUGCUCAACGAGACCAGGAGCCAAUAUGAGGCCCUGGUGGAGACCAACCGCAGGGACGUGGAGGAAUGGUUCACCACCCAGACCGAGGAGCUGAACAAGCAAGUGGUGUCCAGUGCGGAGCAGCUGCAGUCCUGCCAGGCGGAGAUCAUCGAGCUGAGACGCACGGUCAACGCCCUGGAGAUUGAGCUGCAGGCCCAGCACAACCUGAGGGACUCCCUGGAGAACACGCUGACGGAGACCGAGGCGCGCUACAGCUCCCAGCUGGGCCAGGUGCAGUGCAUGAUCACCAACGUGGAGUCCCAGCUGGCCGAGAUCCGCUGUGACCUGGAGCGGCAGAACCAGGAGUACCAGGUGCUGCUGGACGUCAAGGCCCGGCUGGAGUGUGAGAUCAACACGUACCGGGGCCUGCUGGAGAGCGAGGACUGCAAGCUUCCCUGCAACCCCUGCGCCACGACCAAUGCGUGUGACAAGCCCAUCGGGCCCUGCGUCACCAAUCCCUGCGCCCCGUGUGGCCCACGCUCCCGCUGUGGGCCCUGCAACACCUUUGGGUGCUAGAUAUCCAGGGGCCAGCAAGAGGAUUGCAUGAAGACAGAGGGGCCAUCGAUGGGCCAGCCCUGCUUCUCUGACGAGCAUCAGCCACAGGAGCCAGCCCCAGGCAUCCCUAUAAAUCACGAUCUGGAAGGAGAGCAAGCGCCCAGGUGUGGCCCGGCACUGAGCCCAGCCCACCUGACCCUCAUCAUUCAAGGCUGCUCUCUUGUAGUUAUGCUGUGACCUGAUGGUCUGCCAGGUCUGGGCUGUGAAGGUGUCAUACGACGUGUGUUGUGGUUCUCUCUGUUGCUUUGACCUUCCUUGCAGUUCCCCGAAUCCCUUUGUAAAUCUAAUAAACUUUCCUCUUGCAAAGCA
Molecule: messenger RNA, 1659 nt
Organism: Felis catus (domestic cat)
Lineage: Eukaryota; Metazoa; Chordata; Mammalia; Carnivora; Felidae
Gene: KRT33B
Product: keratin, type I cuticular Ha3-II
Exons: 7
Coding region: 88-1311 (407 amino acids)
Molecular function (GO): structural molecule activity
Source: RefSeq, a predicted model, not a curated record